AAAUCUCCGCCCUUCCUUCCUUAUCGCACCCACGCUCCCCUUCUCUCUUUCAUCUCAGUGGAUGAGACCUGCAAUCCACCCCCCUUUAAUGGCUUAGCCCUCUCCAUUUCUUCUUCCCGGUCUAUCUUUGAAUUGCAUCCCUCUCCUCUCUUUCGUCUGCAGCGCUUCUGCUAUAACUUCUUCUGUGACUGGCUGUUGCUACCUGACCUGCUGUUUCUCUUGUUUGACAACAUUUCUAUAUAUUAUUACUUGCAUUAAACACACUUCAUUUAUCAUUUGUUUAUCUUCUUCAAUCUUCUGAGCUUAGCUCCACUGUUAUUAUUCUUCUCUCUGCUAUCUGGAUUGAGCUUUGGUCACAUCUGACAAAAGAUGGCUCCCAGGAACAACCGUGGAAAGGCAAAGGGAGAGAAGAAGAAGAAAGAAGAGAAGGUUCUCCCAGUGGUCAUGGAUAUCACCAUAAACCUUCCAGAUGAAACCCACGUCGUUUUGAAGGGGAUAUCGACAGACAGAAUCAUUGACGUUCGUCGGCUUUUAUCUGUGAACGUCGAAACUUGCAAUUUCACAAAUUUCUCCUUGUCGCAUGAGGUUAGAGGGCCGCGGUUAAAAGACACGGUCGACGUCGCAGCACUGAAGCCAUUAGUUGUUAUUUUAACCGAAGAGGACUACGAUGAAGAGAGUGCGAUGGUGCACGUCAGGCGGGUACUUGAUAUCGUCGCAUGCACGACGUCCUUUGGUCCAUCAGCACAAAGCAAAGAUCAUCCGCAGCCCGAAGUGGGAAGGAAUGCGCCUAGUGCACAGGAUAAGGUUGCCACGAAUUCGAAGAAAACCACUACCAUCGCAACUGCAAGCAAGCAAUCUUCAUCGAAGGAUGUGGCGAUGGAUAUCGAGGGAGAAGCGAACCACUCUUGCCCUAAGCUUGGAAACUUCUAUGAGUUCUUCUCCCUCUCACACCUGACUCCUCCUCUUCAAUUCAUUAAGAGGGUAACUAAACGGCAUACCGAUGAGAUUUCGGGGGAUGAUCAUCUAUUUUCUCUCGAGGUGAAGCUUUGUAAUGGGAAGUCGGUUCAUGUCGAAGCUUGUAAACAGGGGUUCUACAGCAUCGGGAAGCAGCGGAUCUUGUGUCAUAACCUAGUCGAUUUGUUACGACAGCUCAGUAGAGCUUUUGACAAUGCUUACAGUGAUCUAAUGAAAGCAUUCUCAGAACGUAACAAGUUUGGGAACCUUCCUUACGGUUUCAGGGCCAACACAUGGCUGAUUCCUCCCGUUGCAGCACAGUCACCAUCAGUCUUCCCGCCUCUUCCUGUGGAGGAUGAGAUCUGGGGCGGAAAUGGAGGAGGUCUGGGUAGAGAUGGCAGAAGUGACUUGAUUCCUUGGGCUAAUGAGUUUCUGUUUGUUGCAUCCAUGCCCUGUGGGACAGCAGAGGAGCGGCAAGUCCGGGACAGGGAGAGCUUCUUUCUUCACAGCCUAUUUGUUGAUGUUGCUAUUUUCAGAGCCAUUCAGGCUGUGAAGCAUGUGAUGGGAAAGCCAGAUUCAUUCUAUGCAGCAGCAAACCAUGAAAUUCUUUACACGGAGAGAUUAGGGGAUCUAUAUGUUAAAGUCAUGCGAGAUACUUCUAAUGCAAGCUGUAAGGUGGACACUAAGAUUGAUGGAAUUCAAGCAACUAGAAUGGAACAAAAGAAGCUGGUGGAGCGCAAUCUACUGAAAGGGGUCACAGCUGACGAAAAUACUGCUGCCCAUGAUGUUGCUACUCUUGGUGCUGUGAAUGUAAGAUAUUGUGGUUAUGUUGCCGUUGUGAAAGUUGAUGAGAGAGAGAUCCAGAAAGUCAGGCCUCCAUCUAAAAGCAUUGAACUUCUUGAACAGCCUGAAGGCGGUGCCAAUGCUCUUAAUGUCAACAGUUUGAGAUGUCUUCUUCACAGUACACCUUCAGAACACAAUAAGCAAAUUGCACAAUUGCAAGCUCUGGAACAGGAAGAGCUUGUGGCUUCCGAAGCUUUUAUAGAAAGGCUGUUGGAAGAAAGUCUUUCUAAACUUGAGGAAGAGGAGAAAGAAGGAGACCAUUUUGUGAGAUGGGAACUUGGUGCCUGCUGGAUACAACAUUUGCAAGAUCAAAAGAAUGCAGAUAAAGAUAAAAAACCAUCCGCUGAGAAGGCUAAGCAUGAAAUGAAGGUUGAAGGACUUGGGACACCUCUUAGGUCACUUAAGAACAACAAGAAGAAAUCAGAAGGGAACAAUCUUAAGAUGCUGUCUAAAAACUCAAAUGCUCAUGUGGAUGGUGCUUUUAGAGAAGCUGGAAAUACUUUUGCUCCUGGGGAAUCUGAAGUUGAAUCCAAUGCUAAAGAUAAUGAACUUGUGUUAAAAGCUUUGCUGCCUGAUGCAGCAUUUAGUCGACUAAAAGAAUCAGAAACAGGACUUCACUGCAAGUCCAUGCAAGAACUUGUUGAAUUAUCUCAAAAAUACUACAAUGAAGUUGCACUUCCGAAACUGGUAGCAGAUUUUGGUUCUUUGGAGCUUUCACCUGUUGAUGGUCGAACCUUAACUGAUUUCAUGCAUACUAGAGGUCUUCGGAUGCGUUCUCUGGGACAUGUUGUCAAGCUCUCAGAAAAGCUAUCACAUGUUCAGUCACUCUGUGUUCAUGAGAUGAUAGUUCGAGCAUUUAAACACAUUCUGCUGGCAGUGAUUGCUGCUGUUACUGACACUGAGAAAAUGGCAGUAUCAAUAGCUGCUGCACUGAAUUUGAUGCUUGGAGUUCCUAAAGAUGGAGCAUUACUCAAGUCUUGGAAUGUCCAUUCACUUGUAUGGAGAUGGCUGGAGCUAUUCCUGAUAAAGCGAUACAAAUGGGAUCUUAGUAGUUUUAACUACAAGGAAGUGAGGAAAUUUGCCAUUCUGCGUGGAUUAUGCCACAAGGUUGGCAUUGAAUUGGUUCCGAGGGAUUUUGACAUGGAUUCUCCAAACCCAUUCCGGAAAUCAGAUGUUGUCAGUCUGGUACCAGUGCACAAGCAAGCUGCUUGCUCUUCUGCUGAUGGAAGACAACUUCUAGAAUCAUCAAAAACAGCUUUAGAUAAGGGGAAACUUGAAGAUGCUGUUACUUACGGAACAAAAGCUCUUGCAAAGCUGGUAGCAGUAUGUGGUCCCUAUCACCGCAUGACAGCAGGAGCUUAUAGCCUUCUUGCUGUAGUUUUAUAUCAUACUGGAGACUUCAAUCAGGCGACAAUAUAUCAGCAGAAAGCCUUAGAUAUCAACGAAAGAGAACUGGGACUUGAUCAUCCAGAUACAAUGAAGAGUUAUGGGGAUCUUGCUGUGUUCUAUUACAGACUUCAGCAUACAGAGCUGGCUCUUAAGUAUGUAAAGCGUGCACUGUAUCUUUUACACCUAACUUGUGGCCCAUCUCAUCCAAAUACUGCUGCAACUUACAUUAACGUGGCUAUGAUGGAGGAAGGAUUAGGCAACGUGCAUGUUGCCCUAAGAUAUCUCCACAAAGCUCUGAAAUGCAACCAAAGAUUGCUUGGUCCAGAUCAUAUCCAGACAGCCGCAAGUUACCAUGCAAUUGCAAUUGCACUCUCGUUAAUGGAAGCUUAUCCUUUAAGUGUUCAGCAUGAACAGACAACCUUGCAGAUCCUCCGAGCAAAGCUUGGCCCAGAUGAUCUCCGUACACAGGAUGCUGCUGCUUGGCUAGAGUACUUUGAAUCCAAAGCUUUUGAACAACAGGAAGCUGCGAGAAAUGGUACUAGGAAGCCAGAUGCAUCCAUAGCCAGUAAAGGUCACCUCAGUGUAUCAGAUUUACUUGACUACAUUGAUCCAAGUCAGGAUGCAAAAGGGAAAGAUAGCGCAGCAGCCAGGAGGAAAAACUAUAUUGCGAAGGCAAAGGGGAAAUCUUACCAGCAUAUCAGUUCAGAAAGUUCUGAAGGAUCUCUGAAGGAUGCUCCAAAUGAAGAAUCAGAUGGAGAGACACAAGUACCUGAAUCAAGAGCUGACCAAGGUGCUAACCAGGAGAUCAGCUCUAUGCAGGUCCAGUCCCAACUUCCUGUUAUGGAUGAGGCUACAGAUAGAAAGCCAGUUGUUGUGACUGAAACUUUUCCUGAGGCACAUGCUGAAGGAGAUGAUGGGUGGCAGCCUGUUCAGCGACCAAGGUCAGCUGGAUUAUAUGGCCGUCGACUGAAGCAGCGAAGGGCAGCUUUUGGCAGGGUCUAUAGUUACCAGAAAAAGAACACUGAUGCAGACAUGGAUUGCCCUCCUGUCAAGGCAGCUCAGAAUGGUAGGUAUUACCUUCUGAAAAAAAGGUCAGCAUCCCAUGGAACCUAUGUGGAUCAGAACUCAGCAAGUCCCUUCCAAAGUACCAAAUUUAGCCGGAGAAUUGUAAAAACUGUUGCAUACCGAGUCAAGUCCCUGCCUUCCUCUACCAAAGCUCCUGCAACUGAAAUCACUAGAGAUGAAGGCAAAGCUGAUGAUUCUCUGGUAGACUCUGGUCCCAAUUCUAUAACAAAUGAUGUAUGUCCUAUGAAAAACUCAAUUAUCAAUCUUGGGAAAUCUCCUUCUUACAAAGAAGUUGCUCUGGCACCCCCUGGUACCAUUGCUAAGUUGCAGGUCUGGAUGCCACAGACCGAUACUUUAGAUAAGCAUGAAUUGGUGGUUGAAAAACAUGAAGAGGAAAGACUAAUGGAAGAAAAAGAUACUGAGCAAAUAAUUAUGGGGAUGGAAGAAAUACUAAAGGAGAAGAAUGAGAGUUCUACAUCAAACUCAUCAGAUUACUCAAAAGAGGAGGUUGGACUUCUUGAGAAGAAAGAAGAAAAUCAGUCAACUGAAGUUAUAGAACCCAAGCCUUCUUCGGUGAUCCCUGAAGGCAUGCAAGAACCGGAGUCUGGUGCUGAUAAUGUUGAUAAUGCUGAGCAAGAUAGUACAUUGAUUGACUGCAUACCUGAUCCUAUUGAUUCUCCCAAGAAUGAAGUUCCUGAGAAGGAAUCAUCUAGUAGUAUUGAACCUCAGAAUGAUCAGAACUCCACUGUGCAUGGAAUUGAUGAUUUGAAGGAUAAACAAUUAAUUCCGAGUUCAAGUGAUACUAGGGUGUUACCCAACAAGAAAUUGUCUGCAUCAGCAGCUCCAUUCAAUCCAUCCCCUAUAAUUUCUCGUCCUACACCAGUUGCCAUGAACAUUAACCUUCCUCCAGGUCCUGGUGCUCUUCCAGCUGUUGCACCUUGGCCAGUAAACAUGACUCUUCAUCCUGGUCCUGCUGCAGUCUUACCAAAUCCAAUGUGCUCUUCCCCCCACCAACCAUACCCAUCACCUCCUUCAACACCAAACCUCAUGCAGCCACUGCCCUAUAUGUACCCUCCAUAUACUCAGCCUCAAGCUGUGCAAACGACUACUUUUCCUAUAACUAGUGGCCCAUUUCAUCCAAAUAAGUUCUCAUGGCAGUGCAGUGUGAGUCCUACUGUACCAGAGUUUAUUCCUAGAACAGUUUGGCCUGGUUGCCAUCCAGUGGAGUUUUCUGUCCCACAAACUGUUAUUGAGCCAAUUCCUGAUCCUGUAUUAGAACCAACAGUUCAAUCUGAUUGUUCUGUAACCCUGAGUUCAGUCCCAGUUCGGCCAGCAGAUAAUGAUACUAUGGGG
Carica papaya (papaya) is the source of this 5604-nucleotide messenger RNA. Its product is annotated as Tetratricopeptide repeat (TPR)-like superfamily protein. Gene Ontology annotation, molecular function: protein binding. Gene Ontology annotation, cellular component: cytoplasm. The record is from RefSeq and is a predicted model, not a curated record. Gene Ontology annotation, biological process: organelle organization. Lineage: Eukaryota; Viridiplantae; Streptophyta; Magnoliopsida; Brassicales; Caricaceae.